This is a messenger RNA of Alexandromys fortis (reed vole), 2448 nucleotides long. RefSeq names its product interleukin 1 alpha (gene Il1a). Gene Ontology annotation, cellular component: extracellular region. Gene Ontology annotation, biological process: immune response; inflammatory response; positive regulation of gene expression. The transcript has 7 exons. The coding region runs from base 80 to 853 and encodes 257 amino acids. Gene Ontology annotation, molecular function: interleukin-1 receptor binding; cytokine activity. The record is from RefSeq and is a predicted model, not a curated record. NCBI's taxonomy places the organism in Eukaryota, Metazoa, Chordata, Mammalia, Rodentia, Cricetidae.
GCCUGACUCAGACACAAGUCUCCAGGGCACAGAAGGAGUCACCUCACUGGCGCUCGCUCGUGUAGACCAAGAAGUCAAGAUGGCCAAAGUUCCUGAUUUGUUUGAAGACCUGAAGAACUGUUAUAGUGAAAAUGAAGAAUACAAUUCUGCCAUUGACCACCUCUCUCUGAAUCAGAAAUCCUUCUAUGAGGCAAGCUAUGGCUCGCUUCAUGAGAAAUGCACGGACAAAUUUGUGUCUCUGAGAGCCUCUGAAACCUCAAAGAUGUCCAACUUCACCUUCGAGGAGAGCCUGGUGAUGGUGGCAGCGACAUCAGACCAAGGGAAGGUUCUGAAGAAGAGGCGGCUGGGUUUCGAUCAGGUCUUUGCUGAAGAUGACCUGGAGGCCAUGACCCAUAAUUUAGAAGAGACCAUCCAAUCGGAUUCAGCACCUCACGUCUUCCAGAAUAAUGUGAUAUACAGACGGCCAAGGCUUGUCAAGUCGAAUUUUGUCAUGAAUGAUUCCCUCAAUCAAAACAUAUGCCUGGAUGUGGACAAGGUGCAUCUCAAAGCUGUCCCACUAACUGACCUGCAAUAUGAAGUAAAAUUUGACAUGUAUGCCUACACAUUGGACGACUCUAAAUAUCCUGUUACUCUGAAACUCUCAAACACCCAGCUGUUUGUGAGCGCCCAAGGUGAAGACGAGCCUGUGCUGCUGAAGGCUCAGUUGGUGAAUACAAUACAUAUUCAGUGCGUGCGCAUGCUGAUGUCCACACAAACUCAGACAAGUACCAUCAAAAACACGUGGCUGUUUUUCAGCAGACUGGGAGCUGCUUUCCUGUGGUCUAGAGAAGAAGAAACUCGGAAUAAGAAAUAAUGGACUGUAUCAAAAAAAAAAGAAAAAGCUUUGAAAAUUCACAAAGAUUCUAACAGCUGGCAUGUGCAGUAACUCUUACCCAUAUUCUUCUAUGUAGCCCCAGUAAGACUCAUCGGCCCACCAAGCUGGACUCUGGUGGUAGCCUCCUUUUGGCCUGUCUUGGAAUUCCCUGUCAAAGUGAGUAGACGUGCGUGUUGUGUCUCCCCAGGAAAUGUUUAGUCACACAAGGGGAUAUCAGACUGUCAGACCCCAUGGGGCUGCAGUUACAGGCAGCUUUUAGUUGCCUAAAGUGAGUGCUGGGAACCAGCUGUGGUGGCCUGAAAAAGCAGUACGUGCUCUUAACCCUGAGCGGCUUGUCAUCGUAUUAAAAACAACACAAGCAACAACACCCUUUUGUGAUCUUGGAUCUUAUUGCCCUUCAAGCACUCAUCUAAUUAAUUAUGCUUAUGGUAAUGGUGGUGCUUUCUUUCUUCCUUCCACUCUCUUUUCUUUUCUCCAUGGUUCUUUUUUCUUUCUGGUGGCUGCUUUUUUUUUUUUUUUAGUGGACUUUGGUAGCAUUUUAACUUUACCUAGUUGAUGUUAUUUUGUUUAAAUGAUCUAUUAUGUUUUUGUAUUUUACUUCCAUUCUUAGGGUUAUCUAAAUUUGGGAUUUAAAUUUUCUCACUAGUGUGAAAUCUUCUUUGUUCUUUUUGUUUAAGCUCGUCUAACCUCUUGCUCUUCCAACCCUUUAUUACAUUUUUCUCCACGCCUCACCAUCUUCUUCCUCUCUUUUCCUUAACCUCUGAGUGUGUUUCUUGAGAACACUUUCAGAAACAAUUUGAUCAUGGCCUAGUCAGUGGAGCGAUCCUUUAAUGAUCUUGUAAUGUGAUGGCAUUGUUGGGAACUAGUGAAAGGUAGGAGGUGGGGGCCUAGUAGAAUGUGCUAGAUCCUUAGAGGACUAGCUCACUUGCCCUGGCCUCUUCCUGUACGCAAGUAGGUAAAGAAAGCCUCCGUUACACGUGCCCUCUGCCAGGAUGCUCUGCCCAAGUGAAGAAGAGACCAAGUAAUCCUGGCUUGACCUCUGAAACCAUAUGCCAGUAUAAGUUAAGUCUGUUAACUUGUUUCAUUCAGGUAUUUGGCCACAGAAUGAAAACAGUAACUACUACGGACCACUUUCACUUGGCAUGCUAUUAUUUGCAGCCAAAGCCAGACUGAUACAGAGCAUUGUUUUUCCCGGUUUGUCUAACCGCCACAACUGUCUUUAUCUGGCUACAAAAAAGCACUACGCCUUUGGGCGCCGGCCUGUCAACUCGAGCCUCAUCCACCGGCGCCCACGGCAGAGCCACAGCCGCGGAAGUGACCCGGACACCGGCCGGCCCCGCCCCGCACGAUCCUCCAAUCGCAGCGCCUCGAGGAGGCCCCGGGGCCAACCGCCAGGCGCCCGUUUCCUGUUAUCCCGCCCUCUCUGGUUGGCGAAUUUCAAAGUCGCGGAGCCAAUGAGAGCGUCCGGACGCGCGCCGGGGUUCUCUGUCCAGAACAGGGCGCGCCCUUUGAAGAAAGAAACUGUCGCGGGAGAGUCAUGGUGGGACCGGGCCCUGCUGCCAGCGCAGCCGCGG